Vicia villosa (hairy vetch) is the source of this 1908-nucleotide messenger RNA. RefSeq lists its product as uncharacterized. The coding region runs from base 226 to 1686 and encodes 486 amino acids. The record is from RefSeq and is a predicted model, not a curated record. Gene Ontology annotation, molecular function: protein binding. The transcript is spliced from 18 exons. NCBI's taxonomy places the organism in Eukaryota, Viridiplantae, Streptophyta, Magnoliopsida, Fabales, Fabaceae.
CUCAUUGGGCGAAGCCAUAGAGAGAGAAAGAAAAAGAGAGAGUGAUUACAAGUUUCUAGAAACAAAAACGUAAUGGAAUUUGGUCCGUGUAUGCAAUGAACGAGCAAGGGGCGAACACGAUGCCCCUUACAACCUUCUUCUCUUCAACUUCAAUCUCUUCUUCUUAAUCUUCAAAAUUUUCAUACACACUCUUCAUACUCUUUGUUAUUUCCCAUUCUACCCUCAAUGGCCACCCAAACCCCUUCUGAAUCCCCCGCCCAUUCUCUUCCCGACGUCGAUGACUACGUCUUGGCAAAUGGACCAGAAGGAUUAGAAUGGGACGCAUUUCAUUAUGUUUACGAGCUUGUACAAAAGGGUAAUUUGGCCUUUCGGGAGAACAGAAUGGAAGAGGCAAUCAGCUAUUACUCAAGAGCCUAUAACAUCAAAUCUAAUGAUCCAAUUAUUCUCAGCAAUCGAAGUGCGGCUUAUAUUAGGAUUAGCCAAUAUUUAAUGCAUAGAUCAUCAUCAUUCUCAGAACAAAGGCCAUUGAGUGGGCUUGAUCCCACAACACUUGCCGAACUGGGUUUGAAGGACGCUGCAAGGCUUAUUGACCUCCAGAGUAAUUCAGUAAAGGCAUACCUUUUGAAGGCCAAUGCUCUUAUUCUAUUAGAGAAAUAUGAUGUGGCUCGGGAUGUUAUUCUUUCAGGACUUCAAGUUGAUCCUUUUAGUAAUUCCCUUCGGGAAUGUCUUCAAAUAGUGGAAAGAGUAUCAUCAUCUAAUUCAACAGGGAGGAGUUCGCAUGUACAGCCCGACCGUAAUGAUGACUUUGAUUGCACUCUCUGUCUGAAGUUGUUGUAUGAACCUGUCACAACCCCCUGUGGACAUUCUUUUUGCCGUUCAUGUCUAUUUCAAUCAAUGGAUCGUGGGAACAGAUGCCCAUUGUGCAGGACAGUUCUCCUCCUUAACCCCAGAACAUGUUCAAUUAGUGUGACGUUGAAGAACAUCAUACAAAAAAACUUUGCAGAGGAAUAUGCUGAAAGGAAACAAGAACAUGACAGUUUAGUCAACAUUGGUGUAGAUAUGCUCCCUCUUUUUGUCAUGGAUGUUGUCUUACCAUGUCAAAGGUUUCCACUAAAUAUAUUUGAACCUCGUUAUAGACUUAUGGUAAGAAGAAUAAUGGAAGGCAAUCAUCGGAUGGGAAUGGUUAUAAUAGAUUCUUCAACAGGUUCAUUGGCAGAGUUUGGCUGUGAAGUGGAAAUCACAGAGUGUGAGCCACUUCCAGAUGGUCGAUUUUAUAUAGAGAUUGAAGGUCGUAGGAGAUUUCGCAACCUUCGUUCUUGGGAUCAAGAUGGGUAUCGUGUGGCAGAAGUUGAAUGGAUACAGGAUAUUAUGCCCCCAGAAGGGACAAAAGAAAGAGAGGAUUUACAGGAGUUGAUAAAUAAUGCAGCAGAAAGUGCUCGAUCAUGGAUAGGAAGAGCUAAAGAAGCAGCAAGACAUGAUCAAAGAAGAUUAGAGAAAUUUGUGAAUGUUGAAGGAAUGAUACCCUCAUUAAGAGACCCGGAGCGCUUUAGUUUUUGGUUGGCCACCCUCUCCAAUCGGAGGCCUUCAGAAAGAUUGGAUCUUCUACGCAUUAGAGAUACCAAAGAGAGAAUUAGACGAGGCCUGAUAUUUCUUCGGGCAGAGGAACAAGGCUGCCGAAUUCAGUAAAAGACAAUCUGAGGAGCUUUACCAUUACUAUUGCAAUUUGAAUAUUAAUUGUAAAUUCAUUUACAAGUCAAUCAAAUAUUCUUUGGCCUCUUAAAUCUCUGUUUAUGAGGGGUAAUUUUUGUUGUAACAUAAUGUUGAACCUAGUUGUUCUAAUACUACAUGGAUAUCCACAACACAUUUUAUUCACAUUUUAAUAUAUAUACAAAUGUUCGUUGAUUUAAA